Molecule: messenger RNA, 708 nt
Organism: Emiliania huxleyi CCMP1516
Lineage: Eukaryota; Haptophyta; Isochrysidales; Noelaerhabdaceae
Exons: 3
Coding region: 1-708 (235 amino acids)
Source: RefSeq, a predicted model, not a curated record
AUGUAUCGCCGAUUUUGUCUUUUUCUUGACCUCAGCCGGCCCGGCGGCCGCUCGAUGACAGCGCUCGCUCGCUCGCUGCUGCUCUUCACCGCCCUCCUCUCGCCUUCCCUGGUCGUCGCAGCGGUUAGCGGCGUCGCGCCCUCCAAUCCUCCCUCCGCGUGCGUCGACGGCGGCGACGGCAAACUGAGGGUGCUCCUCAUCGCUCCCGCGUGGCCGUGGGGAUUUGGCGCCUACCAGAGCCAACUCUCGACGCUCGGCGCCGCCCUCGUCGACCUCGGUCACGCCGUGGUGUGGAACGCGGCGUUUCGGCCCGGAGUGCUCCCUGACCCGGACAGAGUCUACACCUUCUCCGAGGCGUCGCUGCUCGCAGCGGGCGGCGACGGCCGACUGCCGACGGAGAGCGCGCCGUCCGCCGCCACCGACGCCCGCUCGUCGCGGUUCGGCUUCAUCGACGUGCCGCUUCCCGAGGCGUACUGGGGCCGCGGCAACGGCGUCCUCGUCUCGGCCGUCGAUGCGGCGGCGAGACGACACGCCAUCGACGCCGUGCUGAGCGACGUGGACCGCACCCGGCCCUACUCCGUCUUUUGGUUCCCGUCGCACUUUGACGCGUUUGUCCCGCGCGCGCUCUCCGCUUUCGACGCCAUCGUUGCGCUGGCGCCGUCGGCAGAGCAGCUAGAAGCGGAAGGCGUACUCAUCGGUUCCCACUAG